Molecule: messenger RNA, 667 nt
Organism: Rhea pennata
Lineage: Eukaryota; Metazoa; Chordata; Aves; Rheiformes; Rheidae
Product: beta-enolase
Exons: 6
Biological process (GO): glycolytic process
Cellular component (GO): phosphopyruvate hydratase complex
Molecular function (GO): phosphopyruvate hydratase activity; magnesium ion binding
Source: RefSeq, a predicted model, not a curated record
AUGUCCAUCGUGAAGAUCCACGCGCGGGAGAUCCUCGACUCCCGGGGGAACCCCACGGUGGAGGUGGACCUGCACACGGCCAAGGGCUGCUUCCGGGCCGCCGUCCCCAGCGGCGCCUCCACGGGGAUCCAUGAAGCUCUGGAGCUCCGCGAUGGCGACAAGAGCCGCUACCUGGGCAAAGGUGUGCUCAAGGCGGUGGAGCACGUCAACAAGAUCAUCGGACCCGCCUUGGUGGAGAAGAAAAUCAGCGUAGUGGAGCAGGAGAAGAUCGACAAGCUCAUGAUCGACAUGGACGGCACCGAGAACAAAUCCAAGUUCGGGGCCAACGCCAUCCUGGGGGUGUCGCUGGCCGUCUGCAAGGCCGGGGCGGCCGAGAAGGGCGUCCCGCUCUACCGGCACAUCGCUGACCUGGCCGGCAACACCGACCUCAUCCUGCCCGUGCCGGCCUUCAACGUCAUCAACGGCGGGUCGCACGCGGGGAACAAGCUGGCCAUGCAGGAGUUCAUGAUCCUGCCGGUGGGCGCCGCGUCCUUCCGGGAGGCCAUGCGCAUCGGCGCCGAGGUCUACCACAGCCUCAAGGGCGUCAUCAAGAGCAAGUACGGCAAGGACGCCACCAACGUGGGCGACGAGGGCGGCUUCGCCCCCAACAUCCUGGAGAACCACGAAG